CAUUUAAAAUAAAUCAAAUCCAGGAAAAAAAAAUUCGAAAUAUAUAAAAACAAAUCCAAUAAGUAAAACCUUUAUAACUGUAUGAAAUUACUAUGAAUGGUCAAAAGCACAAACUUUGUACAAAAUUAUCCAGUACAUAUCUGAGAAAAUGGUGGUUCACAAUAGGCGUCUCCGUGUGUCUGCUGAUCUUGGGCAUACUGGUGGCCUGUCAAUUUUACGCUUUAAUUAAUGUAAUCAUAAAUUCUCAGGUGGCCUUAAAGCCGGGUGGACAAACAUAUGGCUGGUGGUCGAAACCACCAGUAGAACCAAAAAUUUCCGUUUAUGUAUAUAAUGUCACAAAUGCCAAUGAGUUUUUAAGUAAUGGCUCUAAGCCUAUUGUAGAUGAAGUGGGUCCCUAUGUGUAUACAGAAUCUUGGGAAAAAGUUAAUAUUGUACAAAAUGAUAAUGGCACCUUGAGUUAUAAUCUCAAGAAAAUUUAUGUCUUCCGUGAAGAAUUAUCUGCCGGUUCCGAUGAUGAUGUAGUUAUUGUACCCAAUAUACCCAUGUUGAGUGCCACUUCACAAAGUAAACAUGCUGCCAGAUUUUUACGUUUGGCCAUGGCUAGUAUUAUGGAUAUUUUGAAAAUUAAGCCUUUUGUACAAGUGUCGGUGGGUCAGCUUUUGUGGGGCUAUGAAGAUCCUCUUUUGAAAUUAGCCAAAGAUGUUGUACCCAAAGAACAGAAACUGCCCUAUGAAGAAUUCGGUUUAAUGUAUGGCAAAAAUGGUACAUCAACGGAUCGUGUUACUAUCUUUAGUGGCGUCGAUGAUGUCACCAAAUUCGGUAUUAUUGACAAGUACAAUGGCCGUUCGCAUCUACCUCAUUGGUUAUCGGAUGAAUGUAAUGUUUUAAAUGGCACUGACGGUUCCAUCUUCCCACCUCACAUCAAAGAAGAUCGUAUACUACACAUUUACGACAAAGACUUGUGUCGCCUUUUGCCACUAGUCUAUGAGAAGACUGUUGAAACUAAGGCCGGUGUUAAGGGCUUCCGUUUUACACCACCCACCAAUGUAUUCGCUGAUGUUGAAUCAAAUCCCGAUAAUAUGUGUUUCUGUCCAGCCGGUCAGCCUUCCUGUGCACCAAAUGGUUUAUUCAAUGUUUCAUUGUGUCAAUAUGAUUCUCCUAUAAUGCUAAGUUUCCCUCAUUUCUAUUUGGCUGAUGAUAGUUUGCGUACCGCUGUCGAUGGCAUUUCACCACCAGAAAAGGAGAAACAUCAACUUUUUAUUGAUGUACAACCUGAUAUGGGCACCACCCUAAGAGCCCGUGCUCGCGUACAAAUUAACUUGGCUGUCAGUCAAGUUUUCGAUAUUAAACAAGUGGCCAAUUUCCCCGAUAUCAUUUUCCCCAUAUUGUGGUUUGAAGAAGGUAUUGACAGUCUGCCCGAUGAAAUAACCGAUCUAAUGAACUUUGCCGCUACAGUACCUCCCAAAAUACGUGUUAUUUUGAUAAUAGUAUUCUUUGCUCUCGGCGCUUUACUCCUUCUAAUAUCGGUAUUUUGUUUAAUACGUAAUUCUCACAGACAAAGUACUUUGCAUUUAGAGGGUUCCAAUUAUUUGGCCACCGCUCAAAUCGAUAUGCAGAAAAAGAAGGCGAAGGAACAAAAACAAAAAUAUUAGAAAAAUAAAAACAAUUAUCAUUAUAUUUACCAAACUUUCCUCUGUAGUCUCCUUCAUCCGAUCACACUUCUUUUCUGUCUCUAUGUAAAAAUAAGUUAGGUCUAUUAUAUACUAUAUUUGUAUAAUUACAAUUUAUUAAAAAAACAAGCAAAGUACUUAUUAUUAUUACUGCUUCUGUAUAAAAUGAAGAAAUCGAACUAGAGUCCAAUUUUUUUGCGAAUUACUUUUUUAGGGUUAUGGCAGAGAAAACUAAAAAUGCAAAACUCUAUUACAAAUAUUUUUAAAUUUUAAAUGUGGGUGGCAUAUGUUUUUUUAUAAAUAUAUAUAGUUUGUUAAGUUUUCUUUCAAACUUUGCAGUUUGAUUCCCUCUACAUUUCCCCCUCCUAGAUCCCUUCAUGUUCAUGUGUUUUUCACACCCUGUACUUAUAAAAUAUAACAUCAUUUUUAAUUGUCAAUUAAAAGAAGAGGAGGAGUAAAAAGUUGUAAAAUACUUCUUUUCUUUAAACCAACAGUUCACUGUGAUCCGUAACGAGCACAAAAAAUGACAUUUUUAAGAUCAAAAAAACUAUAAUUUUAUUAUUUUAAUUAACGAUUAAAACGACUUGGCGUCACAAAUUGUAUAAAAAAACUUCA
Molecule: messenger RNA, 2285 nt
Organism: Lucilia cuprina (Australian sheep blowfly)
Lineage: Eukaryota; Metazoa; Arthropoda; Insecta; Diptera; Calliphoridae
Gene: emp
Product: scavenger receptor class B member 1
Exons: 8
Coding region: 93-1652 (519 amino acids)
Cellular component (GO): membrane; cytoplasm
Molecular function (GO): scavenger receptor activity
Source: RefSeq, a predicted model, not a curated record